AUGGACAAUGUAAGAAGUGUAAAAGAUGGUGGAUCACAUAGGAGGAGUGGUCGAAGUCCUACUAAAAGAUUUGAUUUUCCUCUUCAAGUCAGAUCAAGUGCAGAAUUGACAAAGAAAGUUCUACAACAUGUUAAGAAAGAAAAAAUUGACAAGUUACAUGAGAUGCUACAGGGAAACAAUAGAGAAAGGGUUCAGGAAAUUAUAGAAGUUGUGGACGAAACACCAAAAAAAGGAACUCAACAAGAAAGAGUUCAAAAGGUUGAUCACAAUUUGGACAAAGAGACUAUUGCAAAGAAAAUGGAGAUAGACAAACUCUCGCAACCAAAAGUAAUUAAAGAUCAUGAACAUGGUGACAAAGAAGUUGUACAAGAAACACCAAAGAAAAGAACUCAAGUGAAAGCUACAGUGAAUAGAGAAAUAAUUGAAAAGGUUGAUGGAAAAUUGGACAACCACAUUGCUAUGAAGAAAGCAGAGAGACCUAAGCUUUUGCAACCACAAGCUAAGGAAGUUCUUGCACAUGGAAACAAAGAAGUUUCACAAGGAAUGCUGAAAAAAAGAAUUCAUGAGAAUCUACUAGAGAACAAUAGAGAUAAAAUUCAAAAGGUGGAAAAACCAGUUGCAAGGAGAAUACUUAUUUCUUCCAAAAAUAAGAAACCAGAGAAAUCUACUCUAUCUUUGGACACAAUGAUGUCAAAAGCUGAAUGCUCUCAAAAGCUAAACAGGGUGCCAAAAUGCCCAUCAAUGUUGAUUGAUGAUUAUGUAGAUCUUCACAAGUCAAAGGAAAUGGAUGCAACCAAGUCAAACAAUGGUGAAAAACCGGGCAGCAGCGUUAACCGUAGCUCUAAUCAAAAUCAAUCAAAAAAAGGAACUCGACAAGAAAGUGUUCAAAAUCGGGCAAAAGUCAACGAAGAAGAUGCAAUCACAAAUAGAGAAGAAGAAAAAGAAACAUCCCUAAGAAAAACUCGUGGGAAAACUUUGUGCAAAAAGAUUCAUGCAAGAACUUUGGAAGAGCGAGUAGAAGUGACCUUUAAUGAGGAUUUUCAGCCAAUUGGUCCUAGUGAAAAAGUAGUAUCUGACUUGAGCCUCUUCUUGGGAACAUUGGCUAGGAACUCAACAUUUUGUCCUCUACGUUACACCAAUUGGUCAGGAAUGCCAGAUGAUAAUAAAAACUGUUUCUGGAGAUAUACUAAUCGGAAGUUUAUCUUGCCGGUUGAAGCACGAGAUUGGAUUGAGACCACUAGACUCAAAAAUCGUCCGCCAAACGUGCCAAUAGCCCAGUUUAAGAGUCUUUGUGCUUAUUGGAGUAAGGAAACUAUACAAGCAAUCAGUGAAAAUAACACUAGAAAUAGAGCUCAACUAAAGUGGAUGCAUCGAAUGGGUCCCAAAAACUUUGCUUUGACUCGUGAAAAAGUGCGUGAAAAGGAAAAAAGAGAGCCCACUCAAUCAGAAAUGUUUGUUGAAACUCGAAAAGGAAAUAAAGGAAAGGAACUAGAUGUAGAAACUGGAAAAGUAAUUUCCCAACUUCAAGAAAUGGUUGAAAAGGAGGAAAGUGAUACAGAAGCUUUUAAAGUUUUUUUUGGAAAGGAGUGUCCAGGAAGGGUACGCUGUUAUGGGAGAAACAUAACUAAAACUUCCUUAAAGAGAAAGGCAGAGAUUAAUGCUUUGAAACAAGCCCACAGUGAAGAGGUCUCUACAUUAAGGGACGAGUUUCAAGAUAAGAUUGAUAGAUUACAAAAUGCUUUUAAGACCGUAAUACAACAAUGCAAUCCUCAAAUUAAUAUAGAGUCAAUUGAAGAUUUGUUAGGAUUAUCUCAUGGAGAUGCUAAUAGUUCCCCAAAGGAUAUAAGACUGCAAAUGCAUUCAUCUACAUCAACUCAUGCUCCAUGUCAUGGAAAGGACGAUAUAAAUGAUGAUAUUCAAGAGGACGACAUAAAUGAUAAAAUUUAA
Molecule: messenger RNA, 1947 nt
Organism: Vicia faba (fava bean)
Lineage: Eukaryota; Viridiplantae; Streptophyta; Magnoliopsida; Fabales; Fabaceae
Source: the annotation of a GenBank genome assembly